Lodderomyces elongisporus is the source of this 1446-nucleotide messenger RNA. RefSeq names its product putative carboxylic ester hydrolase. The coding region runs from base 1 to 1446 and encodes 481 amino acids. The record is from RefSeq and is a predicted model, not a curated record. The transcript has a single exon. Gene Ontology annotation, molecular function: acetylesterase activity; monoacylglycerol lipase activity. Gene Ontology annotation, biological process: medium-chain fatty acid catabolic process; medium-chain fatty acid biosynthetic process. NCBI's taxonomy places the organism in Eukaryota, Fungi, Ascomycota, Pichiomycetes, Serinales, Debaryomycetaceae.
AUGUAUGGGUCUGGCUUUUUUAAAUCCAGGGUCGAGAACUAUAUUCCACGAACCCCCAUCAAAUUCAAACCUAGACACACAAAUAGCAAAAUUGCAACAGAUCUGGCAGAGGAAAAGAAAAGUACAACAAUCCCGCAACUUAUCCAAGAUGAUGUCCCCGAAUUUAAGCCGGGUCAUAGUUUUUUGGUGAACCCGCUUUUGUCCUCAGGCCAUACUCAGACAGCAUACACUGCUUUGAACAAGUUUGAAAAACUGCAUCAUGUGCAUUACAAACGAGAAAUCAUUACCAUUGAAAACAAGACAUAUCAGUUACCAGAUGGUACCAGGUUGAAGUACGACCAAUGGGAGGGCGAGAGUACCGUGGCAUUAGAUUAUGCCAUGCGCCAACCAUGGAAAUCUGAUCCGGACCAUUUAAAGUAUCGACCAUCUUCGCAAAAGGAGGAGCUUCCACCAAGAACCGAGUUCAAAAACCCUAAUGAGCAUCUCAUCAACAAUGACGAAACUGACAAGCCCUUGCUUGUGGUGCUUCAUGGCUUAUCUGGUGGGUCAUAUGAAUCAUAUAUUCGUGCAGUUCUUGAAAAGCUUAUUGAACCACCAUACAAUUUCGAUGCUGUUGUUUUAAACUCAAGAGGUUGUGCACACCACACAAUAACCAGUCCACAACUUUAUAAUGGUUUAUGGACAAACGACGUGCGUUAUCUCAUGAACGAAGUGGUUGCUACUAGAUGGCCCAACAAACGAAUAUAUAUGAUGGGGUUUUCGCUUGGAGGUGCGAUUUUGGCAAAUUACUUGGGCCAAGAGGGAUCUUCUGUUCUGCUGAUGAUUAAAGGUGCAUGUAUGUUUGGCACGCCGUGGGAUUUUCCUGAUGGUGCCCACCAUUUAAGAGAAAGUUUAAUUGGCCAUAACGUGUAUUCGUCAACCAUGUGUAACAAUUUGCUCAAGUUGCUUAAUGGACACGGUAUCCUUGUUGAAAAUGAUUUUGUUAAGCAAUACCGAGACGACCCAUCUCAAUACAAUGUCAAGUUCCUUAAGGAUUUUGAUGAGAUUUUCACCAGUAGAUUAUUUGGCUUAAAUUCAGCAGAUGAAUACUACCGGUUUGCAUCACCCAUUCAAAGAUUAUUAAAAGUUCGCGUUCCUACAUUGAUAGUCAGCUCAAAGGACGAUCCUGUUGUUGGAUCAAGAUCUUUGCCAUACAGCGAAACUAAAUUGAAUCCUUAUGUCACAAUGGUGACUACCACAGUCGGUGGCCAUUUGGGUUGGUUCACUUGGAACGGAGAGAGAUGGUACACACAACCUAUUUGUCAAUUUUUCAAGCAAUUGGAUCAAUGGGAUGUAGAUGAGAGUAGUGUUACUGAAGCGGACUUGCCAAUUGAUGUUUCAACUAGUUGGAAAUACGACAGAUUGGUGAAGGGCAUGUUACCAAAUUCCACCGAAGGGAAAUUCUAA